AUGCCUGAGCCUGCAAAGUUCGCGCCGCCUCCCAAGAAGGGCUCCAAGAAAGCCUUCACCAAAGCCCAGAAGAAAGACGGCAAGAAGCGCAAGCGCAGCCGCAAGGAGAGCUACUCCAUCUACGUGUACAAGGUGCUGAAGCAGGUCCACCCCGACACCGGCAUCUGGUGCAAGGCCAUGGGCAUCAUGAACUCCUUCCUCAACGACAUCUUCGAGCGCAUCGCGGGAGAGGCGUCCCGCCUGGCGCACUACAACAAGCGCUCCACCAUCACGUCGGAGAUCCAGACGGCCGUGCGCCUGCUGCUGCCCGGCGAGCUGGCCAAGCACGCCGUGUCCGAGGGCACCAAGGCGGUCACCAAGUACGCCAGCUCCAAGUGA
This is a messenger RNA of Pan troglodytes (chimpanzee), 378 nucleotides long. The record is from RefSeq and is a predicted model, not a curated record. Lineage: Eukaryota; Metazoa; Chordata; Mammalia; Primates; Hominidae.